Messenger RNA from Danio rerio (zebrafish), 1132 nucleotides. The record is from RefSeq and is a predicted model, not a curated record. NCBI's taxonomy places the organism in Eukaryota, Metazoa, Chordata, Actinopteri, Cypriniformes, Danionidae.
AAGAUGAGUGAUCCAGAACCCUGCAGAAUUAAACAGGAAGAGACUGAAGAACUAAUAGAUGUAAUAGUGAAGGAGGAGAGUGAAGAACUGAGUGAAGAUGAGGAGAAACAUCAUGUCAAGAGUGAAGAGGAAACUCAAUCAGAGACUGAAGAUAGUUUUUCAAUGGAAACAACAGCCGUAAACGGUUUCAUCUGCACCCAGUGUGGAAAGACUUUCAAGCACCAAUGCAGACUCAAGCUUCAUAUGAGGAUUCACACUGGAGAGAAACCACACAAGUGUUCCCACUGCGACAAGAGUUUCAAUGAUUCAGGAAACCUGCAAAGACACAUGCUGCUCCACACUGGAGAGAAAACACACAAAUGCGAUCAAUGCGGCAAAACGUUUCUAAGGCCUGCAGGUCUGAAGAACCAUCUUAGACUUCACACAAACGAGAAGCCUUAUUCAUGUUCUGAGUGCGGGAACAGUUUUAGUAAUUGCUCAAAUUUAAUAGCACAUCAGAAGAUCCACACCGGUGUGAAAGAGCAUGUGUGCCUUGAGUGUGGGAAGAGUUUCAUCAGAGCUGGAGGAUUGAAAAAUCACCAGAGGAUUCACACCGGAGAGAAACCGUACGAGUGUUCACACUGCGACAAGAGCUUCCGUCAGAUACAAAUACUGAAAGUACAUGAGAGGAUUCACACUGGAGAGAAACCGUACAUGUGUACUAAGUGUGGGAAGAGCUUCAGACAUACACCAAACCUUCAACGACACCUGCUGAUUCAUAAAACCACAAACCACACAUGUGAUCAAUGCUGAAUUUCUGGCCUUUAAAACUGAAGGAUCAUCCUAGAGUUCAUACAAACAAGACGCCUUUUUUCAUGUACUGAGUGUGGAAAGAGUUUUACACAACAGUCAAGUUCAAGACAACAUAAGAAGAUACAUGAGUGUGAGAGAUGUCGUGUGCUUUGAUUGUGAGAAGACUUUUAUUACAGCUGGAGGUUUGAGAAAACACAAGAAGAUGCACACUAGAGAGAAACCUUAUCAGACCCCCUAGUUUUUCACAAUUGUUUUGCGAUAAAAAAAUGACAGAUUUUCUGGCAAUUCCCAGAAAUUUGUGGACAAUUUUGCGAUGUAAAAAAAAAAAAAAAAAAAAAAA